CCCGGUGACUCAGCCGGUUCCCGGCGAAGCCGAUCCCUAUAAAACGCGGGGCUGCCACACGGGGCCAGCGCCGGCCCCGCCGCCCCUGCCUCAGUUUCCCUCCCUGGGGCGCCCCCGGUGCUGCGGCCAUGUGGACGGUGUCACCGCCGGUCGAUGAAGGAUGUCACCAGCUUGCCUGGCUUUGGGACCACGGCAAAGGCAGGGUGCAAAACACACUAGUAUCUUCCAGUACACCAAGAAGCUGUUCCUGAGCAAGCAGGGGGGACGGGCGCAGGCGCUGGAGUCCGUCCGGAAAAAUGCCGCCAACGCGCUCUCCAUGGCGAACCUGAUCAUGGGGCUCUCCUCCAUCCUCUGCAGCCUGAACAGGCAGUACCAGCACUCCUGCUGGCUGCUCCUCGGGGGCUUUCUGCUCGAUUUGGCCGAUGGAGCCGUCGCCCGCCAGCUCAACGCCUGCUCGGCGCUGGGUGCCAAGAUGGAUGAUUUCGCCGACUUCACCUCCUUUGGGCUGGCCACGGCGCUGCUGCUGCAGACGCAGGGUGUGCUGGACGGGCUGCUGGCCGUCGCCUACGUGCUGGCCGUCUUCGCUCGCCUCUGCUUCUUCUCCAGCGAGAUCCCCUUCACCUACCGGGGGCUGCCCUGCCCCUACGCCUCCUCGCUGCUGGUGAGCAUCUUCCUGCUGACGGGCGGCAACGUCACCCUGCUGCGCGUCGCUGCCAUCGUCAUGAUCCUCUUCAUGGUCGACCGGGGCUUCUACCCCCACGACAAGGUGCUGGAGUCCCAGCUCUGGAAGAAGGCGAUCUACGCUGGAGGCAUCGUGGCUGUGCUGCUCUUGCCCACGACGGCCGCCUCCAUGUACUACCUCGCCUGGUCGGCGUCCUACAUCUUCUCCCCCUUCGCCAUCUGGAGCUGCAAAGCCUAAGGGCGAAGCGGGGGCCGCCCUGGCGAGGACUGCUCCGGCCUUACACUCCACCGAACGCGCAGUAAAGCUCUCCUCUCCCUCGCUCUCGGGUGCCGGCACCGGGGUGUCUCGUCUCCCCACCUUCCUUAGCUCUUCCCAGGGAAAGCGGCGGCAGCGGAAGCCGAACCCAGCCCGGCCGGCACGACGCUGCAGCCCCUGGAGAGGGAAACGCCACAGCUCGCCCCCUUCAAGUGUUUUCCCAGCUGCGGCAGAGCCUGUUUAGAAAAGAAAAUAGCUGAGCUCCCGCAGAGGGAAGCUCUCAGCUUCAGGAGAGCCCAGGCUGGGCUCCAAACUGCCCUGCCCGUGCCCUGCCCGUGCCCUGGUCCCUGCGGCGCUGGGCGAAUCCCCGGCCACAGCCAGAACAACAACUCCCCUCCGGAGGCCUCCUGCCCCUUUCUGGGGGAUUUGACCCCCAAGCCCUCCCCAGACGGCUCCCGGGCUGCCCCCAGUGCAAAGCCCCGGGGCGGCAGCUGGGACGUGAAUCAAGGUGAUGCUCACACAGCUGACACGUUCCUGCUGCACACAGUAAUUUAUUGCCAGGGUGUAAUUGUGGCACGCUUACACUCCUGAGAUCCCAACCACGGUGAGGAAACAACCCUGGAGAGGGCAGCGGGGCCGGGCCGUGUCCUCGGGCCGGGCUGGGAGGAAGCCACCGAUCAAAUCUCCAGAGAGUGCAACAAAGCUGGGCCCGGUUCUCCCCAGAACCCAGCCCUGAGACACGGGGAGCGUUCUGGUAUUUAUUUUUUACUCAUCACCACAGGGAAAUAAUAUCUCAACCGUGUUCUUUU
Messenger RNA from Oxyura jamaicensis (ruddy duck), 1746 nucleotides. It is a transcript of the gene TMEM269, whose product is annotated as transmembrane protein 269. The record is from RefSeq and is a predicted model, not a curated record. The coding region runs from base 161 to 919 and encodes 252 amino acids. Gene Ontology annotation, cellular component: membrane. NCBI's taxonomy places the organism in Eukaryota, Metazoa, Chordata, Aves, Anseriformes, Anatidae. Gene Ontology annotation, biological process: phospholipid biosynthetic process. Gene Ontology annotation, molecular function: phosphotransferase activity, for other substituted phosphate groups. The transcript has 7 exons.